AUGACUCAACGACUUGGAAAGGAGAUCAGAGGUUACGCUUAUCUCUAUGAUUGCCCGCAAGUGUUUGUCUAUGAUAGUGUUCACCUUCUAAUAGUUCAAUUCCAUGCGAAAAAUAAAGAGGGCAUUAGAUCAGUUAAUUGUACGAUCGACGUUUGUUGUGUACCGCGAUCAUCAGCGGAUCCAAAUAUGUGUACAGCAAGGUACGGACUGUAUCGGCUUGUGUGGCGGGGUUGGAUGCGAUUAAUAGCCACCAAAGCAGAGAACCCUGCAGUCUCGCUUGGUGGUUUCACUCGGGAGUUCGAGUAUUGGUCGGGGCGGCCAUUCUGGAGAGAUGAAGUAGACCGUCAUAAAGAACUCAAUCAUCCAGGUGGAUAUUAUCAGAUGUUUGAUAUUGCGAGUAAUCAAUGGUACUGGAAUGAUGGGAAUGGAAACUUCAUGGCUUUGGAUACUGUUCCAUUAUCGAUUUGA
This is a messenger RNA of Sclerotinia sclerotiorum 1980 UF-70, 468 nucleotides long. RefSeq lists its product as hypothetical. The record is from RefSeq and is a predicted model, not a curated record. The transcript has 2 exons. NCBI's taxonomy places the organism in Eukaryota, Fungi, Ascomycota, Leotiomycetes, Helotiales, Sclerotiniaceae. Bases 1 to 468 code for a protein of 155 amino acids.